CGGGCCACUCCAGCCGAUCUUCCAGUCGCGGCCCAGUCGAGUCUCCGAUGCCAUGUGAAGCAGAACGUACGUUCAGUCGCGGCGUGUCGUUCAUCCAUCGUGUCGACUCUACUCCAGUGUGCAGAAGCUGACAUGAAGCCGUGAACUCUACAGAAGGGAAGUAACGCAUCUGUGAUUGUGUUGUAACAACCAUAAAACAUGGCACCGAACUGUGGAAAAAAUGAGCCGACCGCUACGGACAUAUUCGACGAGAUGAGUCCUGUGUUGUUAAUGGGAGCACCUCCCAAGUUAACCAAGAGGCAGUGGCUGACUAUGGCUGCAAUUGGGAGUGUUCACUUCUCCAGUGCCAUUUGUAUCUCCUUGCAAGCUCCCUUUUACCCCUAUGAAGCUGAAUUAAAACAAGCUACUGCCACUGAAUACGGACUUGUCUUAGGUAGUUUCGAACUUGUGGCUUUCCUUAGCAGCCCUAUUAUAGGAAAACAUAUUGACACAGUAGGAAUAAGAACUUUGCUUAACAUUGGUAUGGUGAUAGCAGCAAUAUCAGCUAUUUUGUUUGGGAUGCUGGAUUAUGUGAUGGAUCACAACUGGUUUAUCUCGUUAUCAUUUCUGCUGCGAAUAACUGAAUCUCUAGGCUCAACUGCAGCUCUUGUUGCUGCAUUUUCGAUAACUGCUGCGGUUUUCCCUCAGUCUAUCGGCACUACUUUUGCAACACUAGAGGUGUUUUAUGGAGUUGGGUACAUUGUUGGACCUACAAUUGGUGGAAUUUUUUUUGCACUAGGAGGCUUCAAGUUACCUUUCUUUGUCAACGGCUUGGCCAUGCUACUGUUUGCAUUGUUCAUCGCUUACAUUCUGCCACCCUUACAUCUUGACAAUCGGCCAAAAUCUGGAGCUGGAGUACUGGAUUUUCUCAAGGUGCCAGGAGUGUUACUGAACUCAGCAGCAGUGGUUGCCACGACAAUAAGCAUGGGUUACUAUUCAGCAACAUUGGAACCUCAUCUCAGAGUGUUUAAACUGUCACCGAUAGCAAUGGGCCUCAUGUUUGUUCUGAGUGGAGGAAUGUAUGCUUGUGUGGCUCCGAUAGUUGGUCGCAUGUGUGACCGCUGGGCCUAUCCCAAACGAGUAAUAUCUGUAGGCUGUUUACUCAUAGUUCUCAGCUUCAUCAUUGUUGGACCUGCUCCGUUUGUUCCGCUUCCUACGACUCUGCCGCUUUGUGUCAUUGGCUUGCUGAUCCAUGGAAUGGGUCUAGCUGCUAUGAUGGUGCCCACAUUUAUGGAUUCAAUUUCCUGUGCAGUGAAAGCUGGGUUCAAUGAUGACAUAGGAACUUAUGGUAUGCUUUCUGGACUUUGGUCAGCCUCAUUCUCCCUUGGUGCAUUCAUUGGGCCUUCCGUUGCUGGAGUACUCUAUGAUUCUGUCGGCUUCAGGAAUGGAACACUUUUUGUUAUGUCUAUUCAUUCUAUUCUAUUUAUUGUGUGCAACAUUUUCAUCUCAUUCGAGAAAAAAAGGAGUUUGCCUACGAAUCGCAUCCGGUUGCUGAGCGAUAGGCCGGAGACUGAAGAUGAUUCGUCAGAAUAUGAGUUCCCCACAAUCGCUAAGAACUCAGGCAUUUCCAACAACAUGCUCGUCAGUUGGGACAAGAAAGGAAACAUAGUCCCGGCUUUGGUCCACAAUGGAAUUUCUAACGGAAAACAUAAUGGAUAUGGCACUAUUUUUAAAUCCAUUGAAGUCUUAUAGUAAAAAUGAAAGUUUAUUGACUUUUAAUGUUAUUUUCAAUCUGUGAUCUUCCAUUAAGGAAUUUGAUCUACCACAAAAGGUGCUACCUUAACAUCUUAUGUGGUUAGUAAGAACCUUGGACCUUGGUAUGUAAACCACUUUUACAUAGGUGCUGUUUAACAAGAACGUAAUAAGGUUAUAUCUCCAUUAAAUUUCUCUUUCAGUUUGUUAUUUAGAUGUUUUUAUCAUUUUCACUUCAUAAAAGACAUGUGUUCAAGACUUGUGAUAUUUGUAUAUAUAGAGUAAGAACAUGCUUUAGAUAAGUAAUUUUUCAUGUUAAAUCUUGUAUAACAAAUUUUAAUAUUGUUUGUAUUAUGUUCCACAUACUGUUUUAUUGCUCUUAACAAUGUUUAAAUUUGUACUUUUGUGAAGAGUAUAGUACUUUGCGCAAGUGAGUACCGUUUAUGUUUUGUUUUCUGUUUAUUUGUUUAUUUUAUGUGUUAUUAGUUUCUAGUAUUUUUUUACAAAUGUUAUUUCAUUACAACAUUAAAGUCAUUUUAAGAAGACAAUUUCAACUUAGAAGAGUUCUAGGAAGAUGUAUAAACUCUCUUUAGGAAGAUGUAUAAACUCUCUCUAUAUUUAUAUCUUACAUUAUAUUUUAUUGUGAAACUUGACAAAACUACUGUACUUAAUAUUCAUGUAAUAAAAAUUUUUGACUUUGACUUUAAAGUUUAAAUUUUUGUGAAAUAUGUUUACAUUUAUAACUAACAAUUUAAAUUUGAUUUAAAGAAUCUAUUGUUGCAUUUCU
This is a messenger RNA of Homalodisca vitripennis (glassy-winged sharpshooter), 2518 nucleotides long. Its product is annotated as MFS-type transporter SLC18B1-like. Gene Ontology annotation, biological process: transmembrane transport. Lineage: Eukaryota; Metazoa; Arthropoda; Insecta; Hemiptera; Cicadellidae. The coding region runs from base 199 to 1731 and encodes 510 amino acids. Gene Ontology annotation, molecular function: transmembrane transporter activity. The transcript is spliced from 12 exons. The record is from RefSeq and is a predicted model, not a curated record.